Hevea brasiliensis (rubber tree) is the source of this 505-nucleotide messenger RNA. RefSeq lists its product as uncharacterized. The record is from RefSeq and is a predicted model, not a curated record. The coding region runs from base 1 to 477 and encodes 158 amino acids. The transcript has 2 exons. Lineage: Eukaryota; Viridiplantae; Streptophyta; Magnoliopsida; Malpighiales; Euphorbiaceae.
AUGGCAACAACAAAUACAAGUGCAAUUGCUAGCAUUGUCAAUGGAAAGAGAACAGAAGCUAAUUUUGAAAACUGGAAGGAAUGCAUGAAAGACUACUUGAUAGGUCAAGGCUUAUGGAGUGUAGUGAUUGGAGAGGAAGCAAAACCCAAAGAAAAUGAUCCCAACUUCAAGGAUUGGAUCAAGAAAAAUGCUAUGGCUUUACAUGCCAAUAGAACUUCUUGCGAGGAAGAUACCAUUUCAAAUUUGAUGAGAAUGUACCCCAAUCAAGUUGAUUCUGCCAAAUUUGUUUGGAAGCGCUUGGCCGAAAAGGCCUCCACACUUAAGCACUACAAGGAAGAAGAUAUAGCACUGCGUCUGCUGAAGGAGAAGGAGUAUCGACGACUCGGUUUUAUGGAGGAUUUUAAUAGAAAGUGUCCUAUAAAGUUGUUGGCUAAGAAAAGUACAGUAUUUCUAAGUGGAAGUAACCUUAGAUUUUGAAACCGAGGGUUAUACUCUUGUAAGUACA